Juglans microcarpa x Juglans regia is the source of this 1372-nucleotide messenger RNA. Its product is annotated as pheophytinase, chloroplastic. NCBI's taxonomy places the organism in Eukaryota, Viridiplantae, Streptophyta, Magnoliopsida, Fagales, Juglandaceae. Gene Ontology annotation, biological process: chlorophyll metabolic process. Bases 20 to 1264 code for a protein of 414 amino acids. The record is from RefSeq and is a predicted model, not a curated record. The transcript is spliced from 6 exons. Gene Ontology annotation, molecular function: chlorophyllase activity. Gene Ontology annotation, cellular component: chloroplast.
AAAGGAAAUUCCGAGCUAUAUGUAUUAUCAAAUCUUUUAUCUUCUUGGAAUGAGCGUAGGAAACUACAGAAACAAGCCGAUAAUGGGAGGUGGAGUAGCGGCGUCUUCCCAUAAAUUCCACUCAAUUGGGCUAGUGCGUUUUCAGUUUCAAUAUAGACCACAUGAAACGAGAGGUUUGAGAAAGCUCUUCCAUGGUGAUAGGUAUCCUCCUCCUCAAUAUCCUCAUGCUGAUAUUUCCUGCAAAAAUAUUAGUAGCAGCAUCACCAACUGCAGUACUAGCAGUGCUACACCCAUCACAGCAAUUUCCACCGCUUCUGAAGGUGGUAGCAAUCUGUUGGAGUUGGCAGAGAUAAAGGAGAGCUACCGUAAGUGGCAAUGGAAGGGCCAAUAUUCCAUCAAUUACUUUGUUUCUCAUUCUUUAUCCUCUUCUUCUUCGAAUUCCAACCCUCCUCUUCUUCUUGUUCAUGGUUUUGGAGCUUCGAUUCCACACUGGCGCAGAAAUAUUGGGACGUUGGCUCAGAAUUCCACCGUAUAUGCCAUUGAUCUUCUUGGCUUUGGUGCUUCUGAUAAACCAGCAGGCUUUAACUAUACCAUGGAAACAUGGGCUCAGUUGAUAUUGGACUUCCUGAAAGAAAUUGUUCAAAAGCCAACUGUACUGGUUGGCAACUCUGUUGGAAGUCUUGCUUGCGUAAUUGCUGCCUCAGAAUCUAGCAGAAGCCUAGUUCAAGGGCUUGUACUGCUAAAUUGUGCUGGUGGCAUGAACAAUAAGGCAAUUGUAGAUGAUUGGAGAAUCAAGCUAUUAUUACCUUUGCUUUGGCUGUUUGAUUUUCUUCUGAGGCAACGGGGAAUUGCUUCAACAAUCUUUGAGAAUGUUAGAAAGAGAGAAAACCUGAAGAACAUUUUAUUGUCUGUUUAUGCAAAUAAGGAAUCUGUGGAUGAAGAACUAGUAGAGAUCAUUAUGGAACCAACUGAGGAUGCCGGUGCACUAGAUGCUUUUGUUUCCAUUGUGACAGGGCCACCUGGGCCAAGCCCUAUACAGUUGAUGCCUAGAAUCUCCCUACCUGUGCUAAUAUUAUGGGGGGAUGAAGACCCAUUUACUCCUCUUGACGGACCUGUUGGUAAAUACUUCUCUUCGCUUCCUUCUCAACUUCCGAAUGUAAGUCUCUUUGUAUUGGAAGGGGUAGGGCAUUGUCCCCACGAUGACAGGCCUGCCUUAGUCCAUGAAAAGCUUCUUCCCUGGUUGGCUCAUCUUCCUGCUUCAUGAGUGGAUUGUUAACCAUCUACUACUUUCCCUUUGUCUUAUUUGUUAUACUUUUAUAUUGGAGUUUCAAACUAGAAAGUCAUUACCCUUUUCAAUUGAUUGAUUUUGAUA